Messenger RNA from Myodes glareolus (Bank vole), 2193 nucleotides. Its product is annotated as myeloid-associated differentiation marker-like. The record is from RefSeq and is a predicted model, not a curated record. Lineage: Eukaryota; Metazoa; Chordata; Mammalia; Rodentia; Cricetidae. Gene Ontology annotation, cellular component: cell-cell junction; plasma membrane.
GAAUUCUGACCAGUCUUUUUUAAGGGUGCGAUUCAGUCUCUCUUUACAGUCCAGAAUUUCACAAACUGGAACAGUCAAUUCUUCGGUCUAGAUGUCUGUCUCGCCAGUAACAGUGACCCACACCACCAUCAUGACGUCGGUAGCGCCAGGCCUGGAGUCUAUGACUAUCGUGGGUUCCCCUCGGAUACUGCUCCGGCCCCUGGGCCUUCUCCGUCUGCUGGAGCUGUCAUCUACCUGCUUGGCUUUCUCCCUAGUGGCUCAUGGAGGUGCGUGGAUUGGCUCCACGGGCAACUGGUGCAUGUUCUCCUGGUGUUUCUGCUUCUCCAUGACCCUGAUGAUCCUGAGCAUGGAGCUGGGUGGAUUCCAGAGACGCUGCCCUCUGUCGUGGCUGAAUUUCCCAAGCAUCUGUGCCAGCUACGCUUUCUGCUUCUGCCUGUCAUCUACCAUCAUCUACCCUGUCACCUAUGUGCAGUUUUUAGCUCAUGGAGAGGUCAGAGAACACGCUCUGAGUGCCACAAUCUUCUCCUGCAUCUCCUGUGUGGCUUACAUAACGGAAGUGACCUGGACUCGGGCAAGGUCUGGUCAGACGGUAAUCUACAUGGCCACUGUGUCCGGGAGGCUGAAGGUCUUUGAGACUUUCAUAGCCUGUGUCAUCUUUCUCUUUAUCAGCAACCCAAGCCUGUACAAAAACAGUCCUGCUCUGGAGUGGUGCGUGGCCGUGUAUGCCAUAUGCUUCAUCCUAACCAUGGUGACCAUCAUAGUGAAAGUGGGGAAUUACACCAACAUUGUGCCCUUCAACUUCCCCUCCUUCUUGACAAGUAUGGCCUUCCUGUCUGUCCUCCUCUACAUUACAGCUGUCGUCCUCUGGCCCCUCUUCCAGUUCAAUGAGGUGUUCCAGGGCCAGCCCCACAGAACAAUGGAUGUAACCUGUCAGUACAAGGCUCCCCACUCCGUGUGUGCCUGGGAUCGCCGACUGGCAGUGGCAGUCAUGACUGGUGUCAACCUCCUGGCAUAUAUGGUUGAUUUUAAAUACUCUAUCUAGCUGGCGUUUGUCAAGAUCUAAUUCACAAGGGGACACCUUGACAUGCCCAUGCUGCAACAUCUUCGUUCUUGUUGUCUUGUAUUCUCCUUCCUGUCCUUUUUCUCUUUCUGGUUUAUUUCCUUCCCUUUCUCUUUCUGGUUAGUUUCUUUAUCACAUUCUGCUUUGUUUCUGAGCUGUCUCCAUAGCCCUUUGUUUCUUUGUCCGAUCUACAUUUAUCUAUUAGUUUUCUUGUCUCUUGUUUUCUAGCCACCUCCUUCUCUUUCCUGGGAGAAGCCUCAGAUUUCUUGCUGUGUCUAUUCACAAUUCUAUUUCUAAAGAUCCUGACUAUCCAUAUCCCAGAUUCGUUUGCAACUCCUCAUGACAGGGUCCUAAGGGGCCUGUUGCCAAACUAUGAAGAAAUGUUGUUUUAGCUUUUCAGGUUUCUUCUUUAGGCACUGUUAUUCUUACCUUAUAUGUAUCAUGUUCCCUCGGUUAUAACUUAAUUCAUAUUUCUAACUCAAAACAUUAUUGCAUGUUGGUCUUUGUCUCUUUCCAGAAUACCUCUUUGCUUGAUUAAUCACUAUUGUAUGGGUUUGAUUUCAGAUUUAAUAUCCCAAAUCUCAUAUGUAAUACAAAAGCAUAUUUUAUUUCAUAGGCUCAACUGGACACCACUAUCUACUACACAGAAAGUUCUUAAUAAAUACAUAUAUCAAAGUACUUACUUUAAAAGUCAAACAUAUAGCAUCCACACAAUUUAUGUAAACACAAAGCUAAUAAUAGCUUCUAAUAAAAACCUGCAUUAUUUUGAUUUAAGGUAAGAAAUUAAAUGUGUUGUUAUAUUGUUGAAUAUAUAGUUUGCUAUGUAUAAACACAGCAUAUCCAUUUAUUUAUAUGCAUAUAUACAUAGCAAUGGUUCUCAACUUGAAGGUCAUAACCCCUUUUGGGGUUUGAGUGACUCUUUCACAUGGGUGGCCUAAGAUCAUAAGAAAACAUGAAUUUUUACAUUAUGAUUUAAAACAGUAACAAAAUUACAGUUUUGAAGUAGCAACAGAAAUAAUCAUCUGGCUGGCAUCACAAUAUUUACGGUAUACAGCAUUAGUAGGACAGAAAACUACUUAUAUAAGGCAUUAGUAUAAUUCUUUAUUCCUUGCAUUGCUUUCUACCUAUAUUAC